Messenger RNA from Hemibagrus wyckioides, 9577 nucleotides. RefSeq names its product linkage group 07 C4orf54 homolog (gene lg07h4orf54). The transcript has 2 exons. The record is from RefSeq and is a predicted model, not a curated record. NCBI's taxonomy places the organism in Eukaryota, Metazoa, Chordata, Actinopteri, Siluriformes, Bagridae. Bases 311 to 4666 code for a protein of 1451 amino acids.
GAACAGCUUACAUAAAGGUAUUAAGUUAGUGUAUGACAUUAUAUCAAGCAUAAUGUAAAAAUUACUCGUAUAGUUUAGAAGCCCAUCGGCUGGGCUCUGGAAUGUCUGUUCUGCUCGUGUCACCAUCUGAAAUGAGAGUCUGUAGCGCCACGCUGACAACUGUGGGGAAGAAAAUCUAUACAGAGUGACAACUCCACUAGGACUGUACAACAGGGGCGAGCAGUAGGGCUUCCUGGGGAAUAGUGUCUCUAAUAUUUACCCACAUAAAAAAAAAUUUCUUCUAAUCAACAAAGUCCUUUACUACAUAGCCAUGGCAGCAAUAGAGAAGGCGCUGAUUUACGGCGGGGACACACACUGCGCGCUGUCCAGCAAAGUUUUACGCGUCGUGACGGCUCCAGAGGACUCGAAUUAUGUAGAUCUGAACGAAUUGCUAGACCUGAAACUGGGCGAGGCGAAAGCGGUGCAAGUAAGUUUUACCGGCCAGAAGAACACUCUCCAGUGCGUCCGGCUUCCUUCAGCGGAACAUCUGCCCAGUCUCACGCGCAAAUGUGUUAAUCUGGAAUGCUGGGAGAACGGCAAAACAGAAGGAGCAACAGAAACAAAAACAGCUGGCUCUUCUGAAGGACCACGGCUCAGUCAUGAAAACGUCGUGGACUGUCUCGAGUUGCUCAAAGAACCCGAAUCACCGGACAAUUUGGAAAAAGAGACCAGAGUACUCGACGAUGGUGAUUUACAGGGCACGGAAUUGUAUUUCAGCGAGAAAAGCGAGUCGGACGACGAAGUGAGUACGGUGAUCGCGGAUUACUGCGAACACGAAAUGGCCGGUGAUGAGGCUCACUACAUCACCACGCACGAAAUUCAGCUGUCCGAACUUGACCACGACGUGGACUGUGACUUGGAAACAGUAUCCACUUGGGAUAUCGAUGACGACCACCAGGUUUAUUCGUUCGUGGACUACGCAUCUGUCGACAACGACGAACCCACAGAAGUACAAGUGGAAAACAACAAGGACGAGGCUCACAGAAGCACUGCAGUGACAUGCAGUCAAGCAGAAAGUGAUCUGGGCGACAGGAGCGCCACCUCAGAAGAGAAAGCGCCUGAGUGCCAAGGCAAACGCACCGGCCACAUUCACCUGUCAAUCAAGGCAACUUCCAGAGCUAUAAACAAGCCUAGCAACGUCCAAGAAAAGGAUGGAGGCCAUCAUCAUUAUGCCAUUUACACUGGAGACAUGAGCCGUUGUGUUUUAAAGGACACAAAGGGGGAAAAUGUGUCUGAUGGAGCAAAGUGUUUGAUUGCUCUGCCCGGGCGUUUGCACUUUGGCAACAAAUUCAAAGGCAAAGAUGUCACAGGGUACUCCAGUGGCACAUCCAGCGCUGUUAGCGAGUUGGAUGAUGCCGAUAAGGAAGUGCGCAACCUCACGGCCAAAGCUUUCAAAAGUCUGGCCUACCCGUAUCUCGAUGCCAUCAAUUUUAGCACUUCCAGUGAGUCUUCAGCUUCAGAGCGCAGCAAAGGGCUCAACAGGUGGUCAGCACUUGUUGAUCUAAAGUAUGGCAACGUGAACGUGUCCAAAGGAGGCGGUCACAAUGCAGCGGCCCAUCAAAAUGCCUCGUCUAAUUUUCAGUUGGCAAAAUGGAGGGAGAGUAAAGGGAUAACGGGAUUAACUUUGACCAGUAGGAGAGCGCCCCCAGUCGAGAUAUUUGCUUUGAACGGCAAUCUAGUGAACCCCAAAAACGCAUCUUUAACCCAAGAAAAGGAGCUCAUGGGUAAAAUUGGACAGGGUCAGAGUGGUGUAAUAAGGUUAAGUGAAACGCUGAAUUUUUGCUGCAACGUUAAAGCGCCUGCAAACGAAAGGCGCGUGAAAUCCGCCCGAACCGCGGGAGGAUCACGUUCCGCAGAUGAGGUUACAAACCCUCGGCAAAAGGCGCACAGCAAGACACCGUGCAAUUCAGAAGAAGCCAUGGAGGACGUGCACAAGAAAUCCAUAUUUGCUUCUAGCAUACUAAAAAAUGUCAUUUCGAAGAAAAUGCAGUUCGAGCAGGAGCGCAAGAUGGAGCGGGGAGAGAUCAUCGAGCCCGAAGCGCACCGAGACAAAACUGCGCUUACAGGAUUUCACAGACAAAGCUCCAAACACUCCGAGACUGAAUCCGACUUCAGUAUCGUCUGUCUGGAUGAACUCGGAGACUUCGUAGACAGCGGGUCCUGCAACGCCAAGGACAGCGAACGCCUCGAAGAACAUAUCGCUCUCGCAUCAGAAACCAAUUUAGAGUCGCAAAACUGCGCGGCAUUCGACGCUAAAAAAGGAGCUGCGGACGCGUCCAGAGGCGCACUGAUUCGAAGCCAAAAUAGCGCUUUCAGAAGCUGGAGGGACGAAGAGCUAGAAGUUCAAACUGAGCGCAAAAACAAGCAAACGUCCGAAUCAGACUCUACGAACAGCAAGCUUACAAAAAUGUCGCACUUAUUUGUGCCAAGCAUCCAACUCGUGUCCGGUGAGAGGGAGCUCGAGAAGCCUAAGCCGAGCGCGGAGAAUAACCGAGAAGUGAGGAGUAUGAACACUCUGUAUGUAUCAGGCGCUGCACAAAAACCAGGAACGUCGAAGUCGCCGGAAAUUAAAAUAAGUUUACGGAGUCUAAGAGACAACCGGAGCGACCCGUUCAGCAUCGCUAAGCUCCUUGCUCCCAAUACAGGCUGCAGUGCAGGUGGCUUGACAAAAUCAAACGAUGAGCCCAAAUAUCAAGCGCUCACUGCUGCAAUGAAGGGUGACUCUUCAGACAGAAUCCCACACUUCACGGUUAGAGAUGUUCGAGACAAGACAAAGUUGCAAGCGCCAAUACACCAGGUUAGAGACGUGCGCAAACUGGUUAAGAGCUCCUAUCACUUUGUAUCUUUGGAUAACAACAGCGCGGACAUGGAGCACAAAUCCUCCAUACAGAACGCAUAUCAGAAUCAGACAAGCCUUCCCCCUAUCGUGAUUAAGUGCCAUUCGGUGAAUACAAAUAGCACUGCGAAGCAAUCCGAAAAAUUCUCAGAUUCCUCGGACCAUAAACCGGUCGAAGAUAUCCAAGAGGCUGAUGGGUCACAUUCUCAGGUGACUGUAGAUGGCAUCACUACGGAGUCGGAACAAAUAAGUAACCCAACAGACCAAGUGCACGUAAAGGAGGAGGGAAUCCCUGAAAUAGGAAUUGAGGCAAAAACCAGCACAAGGAGGCAAGAGAAAAUGUGUGACACAGGUGAGAAAAAGGCUGAUCCCAAGAUGGCUGCUCUGGAGAAACUUCAAGCUGCUGUUAAGACAAUGGAACAGCUCUAUGUAUUUGACAAAAAUGAGUGGAAGAGAAAAUCCAAGCCACAACCCAUAACUGACAGCCAUGUGCUUUCACUCCUAAGUAGUGAGCAUCACGGAUGUAAUGAGCAAGACCAGGGUAACACUAGUUCUUCAUCUGUCACCAUGAGGCAAGACUCAUUCUCAAACCCAGAUAAACUAGUCACAACUGGACAGCAAUCGACACGAAAAGAAGAGAAGGAAACGUUUAAAACAUCACAGACGCCUGUCAUCCAUGACAAAUUAAAGGACAGCAAAACUCUGAUGCACCUUGGCGAAACUCAGAAUAAGAAGAUUUCUAGCCUAAGCCACAGUCAGAAAUCUUUUGUCCCUGUCACAACAAGUUCAGUGAAGGCCCUGCAGAUGCAUGGCUCGUCCUCAGCAUCUGUUAGUUCGAUAGCUGUGAAGAACCCUAAGUCGUCGAAGCUACCAGUGUCUUUAAAUAUUACCCAGUCAAAGCCUGUCACAGAGAAGAGAGAAGAGCUAAGUAGCAAUGCAGGCAAAUCUAACAAGGCAGGAUUUGCCCCAGUUCAGUUCACAUCUUCGGUUGAUUCAGAGAAUUACAUAACUAUACCUGUGAAACCUUAUGCCACUAAUGCCCAACAAUCUCACGUGCUACACAGUAGCAACACCAAAAGCCAAGGAGAAAGCCAUCAGCCCCACAAACACUCAAGUACCGUUAUGGAGACACGUUCCCCAGAUACCCCUACUGCUACGAUCUACCAUCACCCUCUGCCCUUUACUAUGCAUGCAGCACAGCCACAGGUAAUUUGUUUUUCUCCUACAGUGCAGCCAUCUCCAGUCCCCACAGACCACUUUCAGUCUACACAGAAAAAAAUGCUCCUAGAUCCCACUACUGGAAACUACUAUUUGGUUGACACUCCCGUCCAACCGGCCACAAGACGACUUUAUGACCCAGAAACAGGGCAGUAUGUUGAUGUCCCCAUGCCACAACCUCCUCCAAUGACCCCUGUACCUGUGCCUAUCUCCCCUCUUGCCCUUAGCCCUGGAGGUUAUGGUCAUACCUACAUGUUCUACCCAGGAUACAUGGCCUCCACAAUGAUUCCUGCUCAGACUUUCCAGUCUCAGCUUUCCAUGCAGUCAGAGGUAGAAGCAGGAGACAAAUCCCAUGCAGGGCAGCAGGGAGAUGGUGCCUACAUGGAAAGUCCUUAUUAUAUGCCCUCUGGGAAAUCUCUGCAAUUAACACCAGGUGCUCAGCAUGUACCCACUGGCAGGGUGGCUAACAGCAAGGUACCUGUCAUUAGCAUCACCUCCCAGCAAGGGCCCAGGAUCAUCGCACCUCCCUCCUUUGAUGGUACCACCAUGAGUUUUGUGGUGGAGCACAGAUGACUGCCUGGUCGCUUACAAUGCAGAAGCUGCCUAUAAUACGUCCAGUCAGCACUUCCAAGAUCUGAUGUGUCUAUUUUCUUUUAUCGACCCAUGUAAUGUUUGUCCAUGGUUUCCUUCAGCAAGAAGAACGCUCCCAUUAUCAUUCUCCACUUGCUUCAUCGUGUAAUGUAAUUCUUUUUUUUUUCUUUUCCUCUUCUGUUUGCAGUGCAACUAUGCAAUGUCUGUUUCUUUGUAUAGCUCUUUUGCACCUUUGAGAAACUGGUUGAAAAUGAUUUUGAAAGUGAGAGUGAGGACUUAAUGCUAUAGCAUCUCAGGAUAAAGCAAAACUCAUUGGGUCACCUAUUAAAUUUUGUCAAGUCAUGAGGAAUCCGAAAGAAAGGCUUUUCUUCUUUCUGGACAAUUUAAUAGAAACUCUUAAAGGGUAAUAUUAAAACUUUUCCUAUCUAAGAGUAAUUCACAAAACAAAUUAGUGCCAUAAUUCACUAAAAAAGAACCACAGGCAAAUGCUUACUGCUGGUAAUUAAUGGCAAGAAUCAGGUUUGUAUGUAUGAUAUGUAAAAGGACACUGAGGUUUCGAACUGUGUCAUUUGCAUGUGAAAUGUACGUUUUUCUCAUCUUUUAGGUUAUUGAAUGCAGCUGAAGAUCAGUGUGUUACCUUGCCACAUGAAAACAGCUGUUAGAUGAGCAACAAAUAUCAUCAGAUUACUUUAAACAGAAUGCUAUUACAGAUUCAUUGUCGGAAGAUGGCAUUUAAUAAUGAGUUAUCAAUAGUAACUGGCUGAUGUACAGGUCUUCCUGAUGAAUGCGUGAAAGAAAAACGUCACAAGUAAUACGAAUAUUUGAAUGAAACAGUCAUUAAUUACAUUACUUUAUAAAAAAAAAUGUAAAUGCUGCUAAUUCAAAUAUUUCUUUAUUGUGUAUAUAUUAUAUUUAAUCAAUAUUGAAUGUGUUUAUAUUGAAUAUUGACAUGGCUACAGAAUGAGCGGCAAUACUCACCAAUUAUAACAAUUUUGAGUGUGAUAUUGCUUUUAUACAACAGUUCUAUGAACUAGAAAUGAAUAUUGUGUAUAAGUGACAUUAAUAUGAACGACGAUUUCAUACACAGGAGAUGUUCCGUUGAUUUACAACUCCUCAACAGAAAUAGAUCCUGAAGAAAUAGAUCCAUAUGAACUCUAUAGCACACUAGUUAGCUGCUAGCUAGCUCACACUGAUUUGUACAUUCCCAUAAAAUGGGCUUCGGGUGAAACUGGUGUCCCGACUUCCUUUCCAUCUAUCAUAUUUGAAAGUUAUGUUCCUAAAAAGCACCUUAAGUCAUGUCGGUUGACGACGUCACCAACGCUGCUGUAGUAAAUGUUUCAAACUAGACAGGGAAAUUUUACAUGGUGAACUCAAACAGACUGAGAGAUACAUACAGUGAAGAGUCUUGGUGCAGAUAUAGGAAAGGCACUCUUGGAACACAGCUUGACCAAUCAAAUUAGUGGCCUGGAGCUAACAUAUGCAUAAAUAUGUUUAGAUUAUAAUAUAUGUUCUAUGUUUAGAUUAUUAUUAUGGCAGGGGUCAUGAGCUGGCGGACCGUGUUCCGUAUGUGGACCCAGCUAACAAGCUAAAUACUUGAAAAUUGUAGCAGAUAAACUUAUAAGAAAAUACCUGACAUUAGGUUUAGCGAUUCUAGUUUUCCAAAACCAGCUUAGCUUUCUAAGCAGAUCAUUCACAUACAUUCAUGUAAAUUGUUUAGCUGAAAGCAGAUAAUUGGACCAGAGCCUAUAGCUACAGGGCUAGAGACAGUAGGUCUGAAAAAGGGAGAGUUUUUACAGAUUUAUAUUUCACAUGCUCAGUCCCUGUUGUGUAACUGAACCUUCACGUAUAUAUUUUAAUACCCCUGCCCUACAUAUAAUCUAGCUAAAUACGAAAUAUGUAAAAAAAAUAUAUAUAAUUACAUGUACUUUAAAAUUGAUUAAUACACAUUAAUACAGGUAUAGGCUGACAAUUUGGCACAAAAAUAUAUUAAAAUAUAUUUAAUGUGAGCAUUUAGAGGAUUGCAUACAUGUAUGUAAUUACUCUCAUUUGAUUUUUUUUAUGACCGGUGCAUUUGUCCUCUUAUACUAAUACCAGAUACCAUCACUGAAAAUAUUCAAACAUGAACAUUCAUACCAUCAUCAGCCCCACCCUUCCUUUUGGUUUUGGUAUUUCUUAGUUAAAUCCCCCCUCCGAGGUUUUACGAAUAUAGGUUUUUAAGAUGGAAUGCUCAAUUAGGAACUUUUAGUGCCAGUAAGGAGAGAUCUUAAGAGGAAAUAUGAGAUGAUUGUGAUUAUGGCUCCAGGUUGGUGAAAGAAUGCUUAAAAUGAAGUAUUUAUAGCCUAAAAGUAAGUAUUUUUGAACAGUACUGUGAACAUGUUGACCAUAAAACAAUGGAAGGAAAAUAAUUGCCCCUUGUAUCCCAUAUUCUUUUAUUGAAACUGUUUUAUGGCUUGGCUUUCAUUACUCUUUCCUAAGAGGUGUUUUUAGAUUUAGUAAGUUUUGGAUUACAGUACCAUGUGGUACUGUAUAUUUAUGUUGUGUUCUGUUGCACAGUGUACUGUGAGCUCCAUCACUAAACACAUACAGAGGUUUGUGUUGAUUAAUAUGGUGGAGAACGAGAUGUUUUAGGGGACAGACCUCCUCUAUGGAUCUUAAUCACAGUGCCAAGACAAUUUCUGUGGUUUGUGUAAGUCAUUUUUAAGAUCAGCCUUUCUGGAAAGGGUGAUAAAAGCACAACAAUAAAAAUAGUUUUUAAUGAAGAAAUGAGAUAUAAGGUAAAAUUAUUUUUAACUUUAUUAUCUAAACUGUCAAAUGGCAUAAUUCACAGUGAGGGAAGAUGUACGGUGGUCUCUCGACUAGAGUUUUGUUACAGUCCGUUAAAUAUAUGAAUUUUCUUUAGCUGACCAGAUCAGAAAUGGGCAAAUACAGAAAUCAAUAACAUUAGCUUCUACACUGACUGACACUUUAUUAGGAACACCUGUACACCUGCUCAUUCACGCAAAUAUCCGUUCAGCCAAAUACGUAGCAGCAGCGCAAUGCAUAAACUCUUGCAGAUAGAGGUCAAGAGCUUCAGUUAAUGUUCAUAUCAAAUGUCAGAAUGAAGAAAAAAUUCAUACUGAGCUCAGUAACUUUGACUGUGGCAUGGUUGUAGGUGCCAGAUGGGCUGGUUCGAGUAUUUCAGGAACUAGAGAUCAACAGUUUCUGAAAUAAUCAAACCAACUCAUCAAGCACUAAAACCUAUAAACUUACUGAGAUCACAUUCCUCUCAUUCUGAUGUUUACUCUUUAACCCUAUCUGAAUGUGUUUUUUAUGCGCUGUGCUUUAUAGUUCCAGUUACAAUUUAAUAUUUAAAUUUUCAUUCAUGAAAAAGUGUACUGAGCCAAAAACAUAUAACGAAUCCUGUAAGAGGGAAUCCUGUAAGAAAACUGUAAGAGGGGCUACUUUUAGUAAUAAACAAUAAACAAUAUAGAAUUAUCAGGUAACAAAAUUCGAAUUUAGAGUUUGUAUUUAUUACAUAUUUGGGCCCUCUGCUUUCCUGUGAUGCUGUAGUAAUUUUGUAACUAGUUUAGUAACAUGUUAUUACACCAAGUUCUUUAAAAUCUGUACGGAGCUGCUGGUCAGUCCGCUGUGUUGUAAUAACUUUUGAUUGAAAUAUCUCUGAAUAUUUGGAUUUAGUUUAUAAUUUAGCUUUUAAUUUAGUUUAAAGUAGUAGUAAUAGCCUCAAAGUAGCAUGUAGAAUAGUUUUUUUUUUUUUUAAAUGAUGCACCUGCUGCUAAUUCAGUAAACCACUAUCCAAUAGGGAGUAUUUCAUCAAUUGUUAGAGCCACAGUUUCUUUUGAAGUGAAUGUUAGACUGAAUGUGAGACUGAAAUGAGUAAGUUAUGUUGAGAGGGUAAGUGGAAUCGUGUCAGGUGGGAAACAGGAUAAAUAGAGUAACGAAAGCAACAAUGAAUGUGUUACAAGUGAAAUGAAUGCAAAAGGAGGAACAUUUUAGUUCCAGAAAAUGUUUUUAUUGUCGCCAUAAAAUAUGAAAUUGUUCUUGGAGUGAUUGCUUGUUUCUGAGAACAUAUAGUAAUUUGUUCAAUAAAAUAAUGCAAUUUUCCAACAUUUGUUUCAGUCAUUAAAUGAAUCAAUGCAUCUAUUUGUAAUUUCUUUUGCAAGUUAAUUAAGUGAUGCUGGUACUACAAAAAAUUGUAAUGAGCUACACUCUAUGGCCAAAGGUAUGUGGACACCUGACUAUCACCUGGCUAUACCCAUAUGUGCUUGUUGAACAUCUAACUCCAAAAUUGGUCUCCUCCUUACUGUUAUAAUAACCUCCACUCUUAUACAAAGUCUUUUUGGAGCUUGGGUGUGGGGAUUUCCCAUUCAGCCACAAGAGCAUUAGUGAGAUCAAGGCACUGCUGUUGCGUGACACAGCCAGAGUUCCAGUUUAUCCCAAAGGUGUUCAGUGAGGUUGAGGUCAGGGCUCUAUGCAGGACACUCGAGUGCCAACUUUGGCAAACCAUUUAUUCAAGGGGAUCUCUUUGUGCACUUCCAGUGAAGGGAAAUUGUAAUGCUACAGCAUACAAAUAUAUUCUAGACAAUUGUGUGCUUCCAACUUUGUGGCACAUGUUACAGAAGGCUCACAUGGGUGGGAUGACCAGGUGUUAUUGGCCAUACAGUGUAUUUUACACCUUCCCAAGAAUGUAUGACCUUAACCAACAUUCAUUUCCUGAUAGAGUGUCUCCAGUGUUCAGGGAGACUGACGACUGCGGAAAUGGAGUCAGAAUGCUAAUUUGUAAUGAAGUGCUAAUUUGAAAUACAAAAGUUUGUUACUCGGUCCCAUGUAGUGCUGUGAAUUUUAGAGUGCAUAUUUUCAGAGUCAUCUCCUCAACAUAAUAAAAAAGGAUUUCGU